AUGGCUCGUGUGGGCGUUGCAAACUAUAGCCACUCCACUGCAACACCAGUGCUGCAAGACAAGUACUGGAGAGAAGGUCUCGAGCGGGCCCAGCGGGACCAUGCCUUCAGCGUGCUCAACGAGCCCUUUCCGAAGGCCAGCUACGCCUACAUCAACACCACCUCCAAUGACUUUCUGGGCCGGACAUGGCAGGUGUUACACCAUACCACCAGCACCGCGGCUGGGAAGUGCAGCUUCCAUAACAAUGUGGCCAAGCCCAUGUCGACAGUGGUCAAGGCGAAUAGUGCGAGCAUGUCCCUCGAACCACGGCCGAAGAGUGGUGCCCAAGGGCAGAUGACUACUCCGCAGUGGCUGGUGGAGCCGGGGUACCCCGAGCCAGCGCGUAGCACGCGUAGCCGAGCCAGUUCAAGGGGGCGUAGUUCAACUGCAGUAGCAGCACAGGGUGUGCUGCAGAACCAGAUGUCUGCACCAACACUGCGCUUGGAGGACGACGCGAGGUCGGUCCGCUCCGGUGCCUCGAGCCGGCGCUCGUUCCGCAGCCAGGUGCAAUGA
Messenger RNA from Durusdinium trenchii, 552 nucleotides. NCBI's taxonomy places the organism in Eukaryota, Dinophyceae, Suessiales, Symbiodiniaceae. The record is from the annotation of a GenBank genome assembly.